AUGAUGACUGAUUCAAUCAGGGAAUUUUACAAAUCAAAAAAUGUUCUUGUUACCGGCGGUACGGGUUUUAUGGGAAAGGUAUUGAUAGAGAAGCUUCUAUUUAGUAUACCUGAUAUAGGGAAUAUUUAUGUUUUAAUGCGACCAAAGAAAGGGAAGUCCGUCAACCAAAGAUAUGAAGACAUGCAAAGAUUACCGCUUUUCGAUCGCGUAAGAAAUACAAAACCAGCCGCGUUGAAAAAAAUAGUACCACUAACUGGAGAUGUUUUGUUUGAUGAUUUUGGACUAUCGGAGAGAGACAUGCAAACAAUAUCUGAAGACGUCUCAAUUGUUUUUCAUUUUGCUGCAACCCUAAAAUUAGAAGCACCCCUCAAUGAAAACGUGAAUAUGAAUACAUGCGGCACACAAAGAGCACUUAAUGUAGCUAAAAAGUUGAAGAAGUUACGUGUAUUUAUACAUCUAUCAACCGCUUUCUGCUAUCCCGAUUACGCCGUUCUAGAGGAAAAGAUGCAUGCACCACCAGUAAAGCCUUCUGAUAUAAUGCAUCUACUAGAGUGGCUUGAUGAAAAGAAAGUUGCUAUUCUGACUCCGUCUUUACUCGGACCUCAUCCUAAUUGUUAUACAUUUUCCAAAAGACUAGCUGAGAAUAUUGUGGAAAAUGAAUAUGAAAACCUUCCUACCGUGGUCGUACGACCGAGCAUAGUAUGUCCAUCUAUAAAAGAACCUGUACCAGGGUGGGUGGACAGCCUCAACGGGCCUGUAGGACUUAUGCUUGGCGCUGGUAAAGGCGUUAUAAGAAGUAUGCUUUGCGAUGGAAGUCUCGUGGCACAAGUUAUUCCCGUUGAUACUUGCAUAAAUGCACUCAUUGCUAUCGGCAUGAUAGAAGGCAAGAAAGAAGAUAAAGCAGAGCUAAUGCCAGUGUAUAACGUAAACAUUGGUCAUCAAAAACCAACAACGUGGGGAGAGGUUCUGAAAAUCGGUAAAGAUUAUGGACGCAAGUACCCCUUGGCUUGGCCUCUGUGGUACCCUAAUGGUGACAUCACGACGAACUACGUAUUGCAUGAAUUUAAAAGACUAUUUUAUCACCUAUUACCGGCAUAUUGUAUAGACUUUAUUUUAUUCUUGUUGAGACAAAAACGUUUCAUGGUACGUGUUCAAGAUCGAAUAAGCCAGGGUUUACAAGUUUUACAGUACUUUACAAUGAGACCAUGGACUUUCCCGUGCCCAAAUUUUGAUAGUUUACAGUCCAAAUUGGACAAGGAGGAACAAGUUAUUUUUAAUACAGAUUUGACAACAGCUGACCGCGACGCUUAUUUGCAGCAAUGUAUUGAAGGAGGUCGGAUUUUCUGCCUUAAAGAAGAUCCUAGCAAAAUCCAUAUUAACAGAGCCUACCACAACUUCCUCUUCGUACUGGAUUGCUUAGUGAAAAUACUAUUCUGGCUACUGCUGUCAAGUUUUUUUGCUGCUUACUUUACACCAGUACGAGACGUAUUGAGCUAUGGAGAACCGGUAGUAAAAUAUCUGCCAUUUGUAGGGCGGGUAGUGUGUGAUAAGGAAUAG
Messenger RNA from Danaus chrysippus (African queen), 1557 nucleotides. The record is from the annotation of a GenBank genome assembly. NCBI's taxonomy places the organism in Eukaryota, Metazoa, Arthropoda, Insecta, Lepidoptera, Nymphalidae.